CUCAGGCUGUAGGUGGGCUGGCUGGUCGUGUAGGACAUGCCUGCUACGUGGGACCACUAGGGUUGGGGCUAGUGCCCUACACUUGUAUACUACCCUGUGCACACUGAAAUCCAACUCACCCAUGCCUAUUUCCUGUAAUGGACGAACUUGAUGCUAAUGUGAGUUCCAAGGAGGGUUUCGGGUCAGCGGAGAAAGUCGUGCUGCUCACAUUUCUCUCGGCUGUUAUCCUGAUGGCAGUCUUGGGGAACCUGCUGGUGAUGGUGGCUGUGUGCAGGGACAGGCAGCUCAGGAAAAUAAAAACCAAUUAUUUCAUUGUGUCUCUUGCCUUUGCGGAUCUGCUGGUGUCAGUGCUGGUGAUGCCCUUUGGUGCCAUUGAGCUGGUUCAAGACGUCUGGAUUUAUGGGGAGAUGUUUUGCCUCGUCCGGACAUCUCUAGAUGUCCUGCUCACAACGGCAUCGAUUUUUCACCUGUGCUGCAUUUCUCUGGAUAGGUAUUAUGCCAUCUGCUGCCAGCCUUUGGUCUAUAGGAACAAGAUGACCCCUCUGCGCAUCGCAUUAAUGCUGGGAGGCUGCUGGGUCAUCCCCAUGUUUAUCUCUUUUCUCCCUAUAAUGCAAGGCUGGAAUAACGUUGGCAUAAUUGAUUUGGAAAGGAUAUCCAAACCAAGGCUGGGCCAGGAUUUGCAUGUGAUAGAAAAAAGGAAGUUCAGCAAGAACUCUAACUCUACGUACUGCAUCUUCAUGGUCAACAAGCCCUAUGCCAUCACCUGCUCUGUGGUGGCCUUCUACAUCCCGUUUCUCCUCAUGGUGCUGGCCUAUUAUCGCAUCUAUGUCACAGCUAAGGAGCAUGCCCACCAGAUCCAGAUGUUACAACGGGCAGGAGCCCCCUCAGAGGGCAGGCCCCAGCCAGCAGACCAACAUAGCACUCAUCGCAUGAGGACAGAGACCAAAGCAGCCAAGACCCUGUGCAUCAUCAUGGGUUGCUUCUGCCUCUGCUGGGCUCCAUUCUUUGUCACCAAUAUUGUGGAUCCAUUCGUAGACUACACUGUCCCUGGGCAGGUGUGGACCGCUUUCCUCUGGCUUGGCUACAUCAAUUCUGGGUUGAACCCCUUUCUCUACGCCUUCUUGAAUAAGUCUUUUAGACGUGCCUUCCUUAUCAUCCUCUGCUGUGACGAUGAACGCUACCGAAGACCUUCCAUUCUGGGCCAGACUGUCCCCUGUUCAACCACAACCAUUAAUGGGUCCACACAUGUGCUAAGGGAUGCAGUGGAGCGUGGUGGCCAAUGGGAGAGUCAGUCCCACCCCCCAACAACUUCUCCUUUGGUGGCUGCUCAGCCCAGUGACACUUAGGCCCC
Eubalaena glacialis (North Atlantic right whale) is the source of this 1351-nucleotide messenger RNA. RefSeq names its product 5-hydroxytryptamine receptor 4 (gene HTR4). The coding region runs from base 138 to 1346 and encodes 402 amino acids. NCBI's taxonomy places the organism in Eukaryota, Metazoa, Chordata, Mammalia, Artiodactyla, Balaenidae. The transcript is spliced from 8 exons. Gene Ontology annotation, biological process: chemical synaptic transmission; regulation of appetite; adenylate cyclase-activating adrenergic receptor signaling pathway. The record is from RefSeq and is a predicted model, not a curated record. Gene Ontology annotation, molecular function: G protein-coupled serotonin receptor activity. Gene Ontology annotation, cellular component: plasma membrane.